AUGGCCGUACGCUGUCAAUCUCCGUUGCAGUUGAAGCUCCACCACAUAUCGACCACCAACUCCACCACGCAGCCACGCCCCACAGUUACUUUCUUUCCCAAAUCCCACCUCCAAUCCUCCCUCAAAUUCAACCUCUCCGUCUCAGCAGUUCCUAAAUCUGUUGCCGUCACAGCCGAACCCGAACCCGUUUUCACCUCCGUCAAGACUUUCGCCCCAGCUACCGUUGCCAAUCUCGGGCCGGGUUUCGACUUCCUGGGCUGCGCCGUUGACGGAAUCGGAGAUUAUGUUACCCUUCGGGUCGACCCGAAUGUGCACCCUGGUGAGGUAUCCAUUUCUGAUAUAUCAGGUGCCGGUUCCAAGCUCAGCAAGAACCCACUUUGGAACUGUGCUGGUAUUGCAGCCAUUGCCGUUAUGAAGAUGCUUAAGAUUCGAUCUGUUGGGCUUUCCCUUUCCCUUGAGAAAGGCCUUCCCCUCGGCAGUGGCCUAGGCUCCAGCGCAGCCAGUGCUGCCGCAGCUGCUGUAGCUGUAAAUGAAUUGUUUGGUGGGAAGUUAUCUGUGUCCGAGCUCGUCCUUGCCGGGCUUGAAUCGGAGUCGAAGGUGUCUGGUUAUCACGCAGACAAUGUUGCUCCCUCCAUCAUGGGAGGAUUUGUUUUAAUUAGAAGCUACGAUCCUCUGGAAUUGAUGCAAUUGAAAUUUCCCCAUGAAAAAGACUUGUUUUUCGUUCUUGUUAAUCCGGAAUUUGAAGCUCCCACUAAGAAAAUGAGAGCUGCAUUGCCACUGGAGAUUACAAUGUCCCACCAUGUGUGGAAUUGCAGUCAGGCAGGGGCAUUGGUUGCAUCGGUGUUGCAAGGGGACCUCAGAGGCUUUGGGAAGGCACUGUCAUCGGACAAAAUAGUGGAGCCGAGGAGAGCGCCAUUGAUUCCAGGAAUGGAGGCUGUGAAGAAGGCUGCCAUUGAGGCUGGUGCAUUUGGAUGCACAAUUAGCGGGGCAGGCCCCACUGCAGUGGCCGUGACAGAUGAUGAGGAGACUGGCCGAAAAAUUGGGGAAAGGAUGGUGGAAGCUUUUUUGGAUGGAGGGAAUUUGAAGGCCUUGGCUAUGGUCAAGCAACUUGAUAGAGUCGGUGCUAGGCUUGUUAGUAGUAUUCCCAGAUAA
Messenger RNA from Fraxinus pennsylvanica, 1152 nucleotides. NCBI's taxonomy places the organism in Eukaryota, Viridiplantae, Streptophyta, Magnoliopsida, Lamiales, Oleaceae. The record is from the annotation of a GenBank genome assembly.